AUGUGUUCUGAAUCUAGGACGAGAUCAAGAACGAAACUGUUUGGGAUUGGCGCGGCACAAGCUGACUUGACUCUAGUUAAUUUACCAAUUGGCGGCACAGCCAUUCCCUUCAUCCUGUUUUUCUUGCCUUCACAGCAACCAGAAAAGCAGCUGAAGCAGGAAAGCUGGUCUGUGAUCUUAGGCCAUUUUGAUCCCGUCGGAACUGUCUUCUUUGUUGCAGACAUCAUCUGUUUAUUAAUCGCCUUUCAGUGGGGAGGGAGUCAAGAACCUUGGAGCGAUGGUCGUGAGAUCGCGUUGUUAACGGUAUUCGGUGUACUGAUUAUCGCCUGGGCAGUAGCGCAAUGGCGAGGUGGUGAAAAUGCUACGGUGCCGCUUCGUAUUCUCCAGCAGCGCACGGUUGCGUUUUCGAUCUUUUAUAUCUUCCUUGCGAGUGCAUCAUUCGUUUUGCUAAUCUAUUAUUUGCCGAUUUGGUUUCAGGCAAUCAAGGACGAUUCUGCAGACCAAUCGGGCAUUCACAACUUGCCAACGGUUUUGAGCGUCGUGGUAUUUGCUAUUGCAAGUGGACUUGGCGUCACUUUCGUGGGAUACUAUACCCCAUUCAUGAUUGCAGGGUCGAUGGUAAUGGCGAUUGGUGCGGGGUUACUUCUCCUAUUCAGAGUGGAUAUUCCCCUGUCGAUGUGGCUUGGGUUUCAAAUCGUGUUUGGUACUGGCGCUGGUAUUGGACUUGAACUACCGAACAUUGCCGUUCAGACAGUCCUUCCCGAAGAGGAUGUCUCCAUCGGGACAUCUUUGGUGGUCUUUGCUCGAUCUCUUGGGGGCGCUAUCUUCGUCUCUGUGGGCGAGAAUAUUUUCAGCAACCCCAUUGUCUCUGGCAUGCUUGCCCGAGUUCCUGAAUUGGACCCUUCCAUUGUUCUUGAAUCCGGAGCAACUGAUCUACAGCAAACAGUUAGGCAAGCCACUUCGGGCCAGGCCAAUGUGGUAGCCCGUGUAUUUGAGAUCUACAAUGAUGCCAUCGUCCAAACAUUUGUGGUUGCUUUAGUCUUAGCCUGUUUAUCCAUCAUUGGUGCCUUGGGUGUGGAGUGGCGUACCGUGAAAAUCUCUCCCAAGGGAAAGGAGUCGGAAGAAAUCCAUUAA
This is a messenger RNA of Penicillium malachiteum, 1134 nucleotides long. RefSeq lists its product as uncharacterized. Gene Ontology annotation, biological process: transmembrane transport. Lineage: Eukaryota; Fungi; Ascomycota; Eurotiomycetes; Eurotiales; Aspergillaceae. Gene Ontology annotation, molecular function: transmembrane transporter activity. The record is from RefSeq and is a predicted model, not a curated record. The coding region runs from base 1 to 1134 and encodes 377 amino acids. The transcript is spliced from 4 exons.